This is a messenger RNA of Diaporthe batatas, 1236 nucleotides long. RefSeq lists its product as uncharacterized. The coding region runs from base 1 to 1236 and encodes 411 amino acids. The record is from RefSeq and is a predicted model, not a curated record. Lineage: Eukaryota; Fungi; Ascomycota; Sordariomycetes; Diaporthales; Diaporthaceae. Gene Ontology annotation, cellular component: cytosol; preribosome, small subunit precursor; nucleus. Gene Ontology annotation, biological process: ribosomal small subunit export from nucleus; ribosomal small subunit biogenesis. The transcript has a single exon.
AUGCCUCCCUCUAACUGGCAAAAGGCCAAGAAGGAGGGCGCCACCCAGCACUUUACGCUGGUGCACCGGCCCCAAAACGACCCGCGAAUCAACGAUGACACGGCACCGUCAAUGGUGCUGAACCCGACCCCGGGCAGCUCCAAGGUCAAGAAGCUGAACGAUCUCGCGUCGGAACUGGGGUCAGAUGCCGAGAGCAUCCGGGACAACGAAGGAGAGGCCGCAAACUUCGGCGUGUACUUUGACGACACCGAGUACGACUACAUGCAGCACCUGCGCGAGAUCGGAACCGGCGGCGGAGACGCCGUGUUUGUGGAGGCAGAGGCGCCACGGAACAAGGGCAAGGGGAAGCACAAGCAGUCUCUCGAGUCUGCUCUCAAACAGAUGGAUCUGGAGCAGAAGUCUGGAGAACUCUUCGACGAGGAUCUCCUCCCAUCCAAGGAUUUGCAAAGGUUGAACUACCAGUCGCAGCAAGAUGUGCCGGAUGCCAUCGCGGGCUUCCAGCCCGACAUGGAUCCUCGCCUUCGUGAGGUUCUUGAAGCCUUGGAGGACGACGCUUAUGUGGAUGACGACGACGACAUCUUCCAGACCCUGUCGAAGGACGCCAAGGAGCUGAACGACCACGAGUUUGACGAGACAUACGAUGAGUACGAGGACGAUGAGGGCUGGGAGUCAGACGGCACUGCGAAGCCCACGAAAGAGUAUGCAGACGACGAGGUACCAACUCUUGUGAGCACGGCCGAGCAGCCGGCGAAGGGCCCCUCAGAAGACUGGCUGGAGGACUUCAAGCAAUUCAAGAAGGAUCAAAAGGAAGAAAAGAAGCCCACAGGGCCAAAGCAGGCGGACGGCCUGUCUUCCAUAUGGACAACGACAACAAUGGGCGGGCGGAAGAAGAAGAGAAAGGGGGCCCUCACAAACCCUUCAGCCUACUCCAUGACCUCUUCCUCGCUGGUGCGAACGGAGCAGCUGGACAUCCUGGACGCACGGUUUGAGAAGAUGGAGGAGCGUUACAACGACAUGGAGGAUGAGGGCUCGAUCGUGUCGGGCAUGUCGUCGAUGUCAAGCGUACAGGGCCCGAUGAGACAAGAUUUUGACGGUAUUCUGGACGAGUUCCUGGGGAACCACAGUAUGCAAGGAAAGAGGCGCAUCAAGCGAGGGAAGGACCAGAGCGGUCUCCAGCAGCUGGAAGAAAUCAGGAGGGGUUUGGGACCAGCGCGAAUCCGAGGUCGAAACUCGUAG